AUGGAGGGAGGAGGAGAGGAAGAGAGCCGAGGAGAAGAGGCUGAAACCUCUUCCAAACCGGGAAGAGCCUCACAGAGAGGAGGAGGUGGGGGGGGCGGCUGCAGACAAAAUGGCCUCAUCAACACCCACUGGCUGGGGGUGGAGCCUCAUGAGGCGCUGCUGUCAGUGUACUCAGCCCCUCUGUACCAGGGUCAUGUGGUGGUGAACGCCCCCCCCCAACAGGAGCACAGCGGGGGUCCUCCCCAGCUCCUGAACCCCAGCGCUCUCCUCCCCCACCAGGCGGUGUCGGACCUCCACCUCAGGUCGGCCCCAGGCCUCCUCCUGUGCCCAGAGAGCGCCCUACGGGGAUGGGGGGAGGUGGGGGGAGGCGACUGCUGCGAGACCACCUUCAUCGAGGGGCUCAGUCCUGACACCUCCUCCGCCGCUCGUGCUACCACCUCCACAAAGGAGGCGCUGCUGUUGGCGGACGGGAAGUUUCUGGACUUUUCUGGGGACGACACAAAGAUUCACACGCUGUCAUACGAAAUCGAUGACGACGACGACGAGUUCCAGGAACUAGAGAGUGAUUACUCCAGCGAAUCAGAGAGUGAGGACACCUUCCUGUUGAUGCCUCCCAGAGAUCACCUGGGCCUCAGUGUCUUCUCCAUGCUCUGCUGCUUCUGGCCACUCGGCAUCGCAGCCUUCUACCUGUCGCAUGAGACUAAUAAGGCGGUGUCUAAAGGAGACUUCCACCUGGCCAGCUCCAGUUCAAGGCGUGCUCUCUUCCUGGCCGUGCUGUCAAUCACCAUCGGGACAGGUAUCUAUGUGGGCGUGGCCGUGGCGCUGAUAGCUUACCUUUCCAAGAACCAUCACUGGUAGCAAUGGAAACUACCCAUCAGCCCCUCAUGUCCUCCUGGGCAGCUGGGUCUACGGUGAGGCCGUGCAGGAGGACGAGGUGUGUGAGCGCUCUCUGUGGAGAACUUCAACCUGAAACCUUUAAACCAAUCAGGGCCCAGUAUCUCUGUGUGUUGGACAGGUGAGACAGUGGAAAGAAAAGCGGCUCCAGCAGUUAGAUUUUUUUUUCCUGCGUUCUCUCUCUGAUGAAGCAACUUCAAUCAUUAAAUUCACAGUGAAAGAUUUGAACUUGUAACAGACGUAAAAAGUUUACUACUUUUUCUGACAUGAUUUUUUUACUUCAGUUAAUUCAGUUUAAUCAUUUCUUCGAUUCUCAUUAGUGAUUAAUUUCAGUUUGCAGCUGCACUGAAUCCACAGACUCCUCCUCUUUAUCAAAUACUUCUGUCACAUAUUCACAUAAAUAAAUCAUCAUCAGAGAGAGAACGCUGGAAAAGAUGAAAUAAAAAAAUCACACGAUGAGUUUCAACACAAGAGGAUUCAUCACAAAGAGACUGUGCUCAGAGGGACUGGAUCCCUGAGGCCGGAUCGCUGAGGCCGGAUCGCUGAGGCCGGAUCCCUGAGGCCGGAUCGCUGAGGCCGGAUCCCUGAGGCCGGAUCGCUGAGGCCGGAUCCCUGAGGCCGGAUCCCUGAGGCCGGAUCGCUGGAUGACUGAGACUGGACUGAGUGGUUCCAGUGUGUGAAUGAAGACACAGAGACUGGAUCGGUCCUCUGCAGACAGACUGUGGACACUUUUCAGUGGUUGAACUGUUGAACUUUUUUUUCCUUCUCUCUGUGGAUUUAUUUUGUUUCUCUGCAGGUGACAAACUGUCAGCUGAUCAAAGAACCUGCAUCAGACCAGACUCAGAAAAUACCUGCAAAUCUUUGGUCGUGUUGCUCGUCAGAGAAUCACACUGUUCACUCAAAUAGCAGAUUUCUUUCCUACCACCUCGAGGCUCGUGGUCUCGGGUCCUUACUACCUGAUUCAGUCACAGCAGUAAAAUCCAACAGAAGAAUAUUUGCAGGUGUUACUGAGUCUCCAGGUCUGAUCACAGUCACCACGCUCAGAUCCAGAUCAGACAUCUCAAACUAACCCAGGACUGCAGGGUGAUGGAAACGCUAACACCUCUCCACAGGUGACAUCUCCACAGGAUGUCAGGUGAUCACCCGGUGUUUGAUCUGGGUCUGACUGAGGUUUAAUGUUUACAGGGCGGAGCUCGGACAGGAAGUAGGUUAAACACUCCCGCCUCCCUCACAGACCGAGAUCACGUUCCCUGAAGAUAGCUUGAUGCUAAGCUAAGUACAAGCUACAUGUCCUCCAGACCAGCCAAUCAGGUUCUCUAGGUGGAAGUUCUGAGGCACUAGGCGGUUUGGAGAUUAGACGAACGCCUGCUGCUGCUUCACAGCAACAACAUCAGCAACAGUUUGGGUGAGAACCUGCUUCAUGAUCCAGGUGGAUCCACGACGGUCGGUGUUCAGCUCAGUGAAGACAGAUAAUGUAAAUGCUUCGUGGUGCAGGGCUCAGGUCCGCCUCUGACAGCAAGCAGCCAAUCAGACAGCAGCAGGGAGACAGGUAGUUAGACCCACCUGGCUGCUUUCAUUACCAAAGGCUCUGGACAGGUGUGUUGUUGUUUUCCCACUCAGGGCUCUUGACAUUGUGAGGGGGGCAGGACAGAUGCUAACAGUGACUGUAAACAUGAGACUGGAAGAGACUCCAUCCCCCCCUGUUGAAUGUGAUUGGCUGGUGUGGGGACUGAGACUCUGAUCCUGGACCUCCCCUGGAUGUUCUGAGAUCUGUUUGGGAAACGGGAGCUCAGUCUUCAUCUCAUACUUGGCAGCUGAACAUAUGAACACUGGGCUAAAGGGCUGCAACCAUCACCAGACCUGCUGUUAUAUAGAUCCACUGUGCUGGGCUGUGAUGUCAUCCACACCUGGAACACACCUGGAACACAGGUGUGUUCCAGAUGUGAAGCUGAUGUUUCACAGUGGAUCUUUCCUCUCUGUCUCACUCCUGACAUUUUUUAUCUGCUGCAGGUGGAUCAGUUUCUUCUCUGUGUUAGCCUAGCUUAGCACAGAGACUGGGAGCAGGGGGAAACGGUUAGCCUGGCACACACACUUCCUGCCCAGCUGCAAAACAAACAGAGCUGCUCUGUGAUUGGUUGUUUUCCUGCUGUUUUUAUUAACAGCCUCUUAACUUUAAGUGCUUGCUAAUAAAAAUGAAAUGUCGCAUUUCCACUGAAACGUGUUUGUGUCUGAACGACGUCUGAGGGACACACAUCACACGGACGAGACAGGAUCUUCAUUUCAUCAUCUUCAUCAUCACGUCGGGGAAGGAAAACGAUGAAUGUAAAGAU
Molecule: messenger RNA, 3224 nt
Organism: Toxotes jaculatrix (banded archerfish)
Lineage: Eukaryota; Metazoa; Chordata; Actinopteri; Toxotidae
Product: synapse differentiation-inducing gene protein 1
Exons: 3
Coding region: 1-858 (285 amino acids)
Biological process (GO): positive regulation of synapse assembly; synaptic vesicle clustering
Cellular component (GO): synaptic vesicle membrane; excitatory synapse; intracellular membrane-bounded organelle
Source: RefSeq, a predicted model, not a curated record